CACAACAUGAACUCCAUACACACAAACCCAAAAAUGGCAUUUGAUCAAGUCCUUGUAACACUUUGUCUUCUUCUUCUCCUCUCCACAAAUGUUUUUGGGUACAAUCUCAAAGAUGUUAAAUCAUGGUGUGAGAAGACACCAAACCCACAACCAUGUGAGUAUUUCUUGACCCAGCAGAGCCAUAAAUACACCAAACCCAUCAAUGGUGAGUCUGAUUUCUUCAAACUCUCCAUGCAACUAGCCUUAGAUCGAGCCAUGCAAGCCCAAACCAACACGUACUCUCUAGGCACCAAGUGCCGAAAUGAGCGCGAAAAGGCUGCAUGGAAUGAUUGUCUUGAGCUCUACCAACACACAAUCCUCAAGAUCAAUGAAACCAUGGACCCAAACACCAAGUGCACCAAAAUUGAUGCACAAACAUGGCUAAGUACGGCCUUAACCGACCUCGAUACUUGUCGAUCCGGGUUCGUUGAGUUCGGCGUAUCCGAUUAUGUCCUGCCUUUGAUGUCAAAUAAUGUGACCAAAUUGAUUAGCAAUACUUUGGCUAUAAACAAUGUGUCACAAGGUUAUGAACCUAGUUACAAAGGUGGGUACCCUACAUGGGUGAAUCCCGGCGACCGGAAAUUGUUACAAGCUUCGUCACCGGCGUCUCAGGCCAACGUCGUGGUGGCGCAAGACGGGUCGGGCAAUUACAAGACGAUUACGGAAGCAGUAGCUGCGGCUUCAAAGAGAUCGGGGUCCGGGAGGUAUGUGAUAUAUGUGAAGCAAGGGACCUACAAGGAAAAUGUUGAGAUUGGAAGCAAAUUGAAGAAUAUUAUGCUGGUUGGUGAUGGUAUUGGAAAAACUAUCAUCACCGGAAGCAAAAGUGUUGGAGGAGGCACAACAACUUUCAAGUCAGCCACAGUUGCUGCCGUUGGAGACGGGUUCAUUGCUCGUGACAUUACCGUCAGGAACACGGCUGGUGCACAGAACCACCAAGCAGUGGCUCUCCGGUCCGGCUCUGAUCUCUCAGUCUUCUAUAAAUGCAGCUUCGAAGGCUACCAAGACACUCUUUACGUCCAUUCUAAUAGACAAUUCUACAGGGAAUGCGACAUCUAUGGCACUGUCGAUUUCAUAUUUGGUAACGCAGCCGUUGUUUUGCAAAACUGCAACAUUUAUUGCCGAAACCCCCCGAACAAGACCAACACCGUAACAGCUCAAGGAAGAACUGACCCUAACCAGAACACUGGAAUUUCAAUCCACAAUUGCAGAGUCACUGCUGCCUCGGACCUGAAACCGGUCCAAAGCUCAGUCAAAACCUAUUUAGGGCGGCCAUGGCAGGAGUAUUCAAGGACUGUGUUCAUGAAAACAUUCCUCGAUGGCUUGAUAAACCCAGCUGGGUGGAUGCCAUGGAGUGGGAAUUUUGCUCUUGAUACUUUGUACUAUGGAGAGUAUAUGAACACAGGAGCUGGUUCGUCCACAGCUAAUAGAGUGAAUUGGAAGGGGUAUAGAGUAAUUACAAGUGCCACAGAGGCUUCAAAGUUUACUGUGGGGAAUUUUAUUGCUGGAAAUUCUUGGUUGCCUGCCACCAAUGUGCCGUUCACAUCUGGACUUUAAAUUUUUUUUUUUAAAAAAAAUUGUGGAUUUCAUUUGUUUAUUGGGUAUCUAGAAAGAAAGAAAAAUGAAUAAGUUGGUCAUUUAUUGGUGGGCUUCUGGUUAAACUAUUGAAUUAUGUGUUGUAAUGCUUAUCUUAUAUCUGCAUGGAGUUGUCAUUCUUCGUGUAAUUGAACUUCUUACAAAUAAAAUAUGGAUUAUACUAAUGCU
Molecule: messenger RNA, 1800 nt
Organism: Tripterygium wilfordii
Lineage: Eukaryota; Viridiplantae; Streptophyta; Magnoliopsida; Celastrales; Celastraceae
Product: pectinesterase 2
Exons: 2
Coding region: 7-1593 (528 amino acids)
Biological process (GO): cell wall modification
Molecular function (GO): pectinesterase inhibitor activity; pectinesterase activity
Source: RefSeq, a predicted model, not a curated record